UCCCGACGUGCCCCGCGGUGCCAGGCGAAGGCGGGGCCGGCGGGUUGCUAGGACUGUGAAACGCAGGGCUCACGCCCGUCUUCUCAGGUAGCUGCAGGCUUCAGCUCCACCGGGUCAUCACAGCGGAAAUGGCAGAAAAGGAGAACAACUUCCCGCCGCUGCCCAGCUUCAUCCCACUGAAGCCCUGUUUCUAUCAGAACUUCUCAGAUGAGAUCCCCAUUGAGCACCAGGUCCUGGUAAAGAGGAUCUACCGGCUGUGGCUAUUCUACUGUGCCACCCUGGGGGUCAACCUCAUCGCCUGCCUGGCAUGGUGGAUCGGCGGUGGCUCGGGAACCAACUUUGGCCUGGCCUUGGUGUGGCUGCUGCUCUUCUCCCCCUGCGGCUAUGUGUGCUGGUUCCGGCCUGCCUACAAGGCCUUCCGGGCCGACAGCUCCUUUAAUUUCAUGGCAUUUUUCUUUGUCUUCGGAGCCCAGUUUGUCCUGACCGUCAUCCAGGCCAUCGGCUUCUCAGGAUGGGGUGCCUGUGGUUGGCUGGCAGCGAUUGGGUUCUUCCAGGACAGUGUCGGGGCUGCUGUGGUCAUGCUGCUUCCGGCCAUCAUGUUCACCAUGUCGGCCACCAUGAUGGCUAUUGUGAUCAUGAAGGUACACAAGAUCUACCGGGGAACCAGUGGAAGCUUCCAGAAGGCACAGACAGAGUGGAGCACAGGCACUUGGCGGAACCCACCAUCUCGGGAGGCCCAAUUCAACAACUUUUCAGGGAACAGCCUGCCUGAGUACCCCACUGUACCCAGCUACCCGGCCAGUGGCGGCCAGUGGCCUUAGAGGUAGCUGACUGGCCCUGCCGCCUGCCUGCCACUGCUGGCCACCUCCUCCUCCCCAUCCACUCUUUCAGCCCUGCUUGGUCCAGUAAGACCCUAAGCAUUUGUCCCCUGUUUCUCCCAGGUGGCGGGUAGGCCCCUCCACUAGCUAGGACGGCAGCCCAUGUUAGUGGUGGCCAGGAGCUCCCCUAGCUGUGACCCCAGACCUCUGCGGCUCUUGGGGACCUGUACCCAUGCUUAUCUCAUGUCCAAAAGUGGAGCUCCUUGCAAGAAAUGCCCAGAAGCAGGCCAGCCCCUGCCAUCUGGCAGAAGGAUGCCCCUCUAUUCCUAAAAAUGUUUAGUCACCAUGGCGUCCCCUGCAGCAGCCCUUGGGGUCUCAGAGGGCUGACCCACGAUCUCCCCUGGAAGUUUGAAGCAAGCCAGCUGCCCUCCCUCCCAGAGCUGAUGACACUUCUCACGUCUACCCCGCCCCCAUCUGGGCCAUCACCCUCUCUCAGUACCCAGGGAGAGGGGGGUCUUCUGAGCACCAGGUUCCUGUUCUCUGCUGGCAGCGCAGGAACUUGAGGUCGAGCCCUCAAUAUUUUUGUCCUUUUAAGUCCCCGUCCACCUGCAGCCAGAGGCUCUCAUGGAUGAGCCCACGGGGACGGCCAGAGGCCAACUCACCGCAUCAGUGUCAUGAUCUCAGCUUCUCCCUGUCCGUCUGCUCCAGUCACUCCGCACUGGGUCCUCAGCCAUGUGCAGGGUCAUUGGCCAGCUCAGCUCCAGCCUUCCUGCCCUCGGUCACUCUCCCUUCAUAACAGGUGUUGAAACCUGCCCCUGGGCUGAUAACCCCCAUGCCCGUAACCUGGUGCAGGACUGAAACCUGGGACAGAAUCCUUUGGUGGGGGGGUUUGGCCUCUUCCCCACCCUGUGCAAACAGGAAAACAGGAAUGUCUCAACAGAGCACAUGUGGGCCCAAGGUUACUGCCACCCCAAGCCCUGAGUGCUUGGCUGCUCAGGCUGUGACCCACAUGGCCCUCUUCUGGACGUGUGGAAGCAGGAAACUGUGUUUCUCAGAAUGACUUUUUGGGAGCAAACAAGACAUGACAAGUCUCUGUGCCUUACUGAGGAAUCCAAACCCCCUCACUUCUUCCCCUGAUUCUUCUAGCUCCUGAGACGGGAGAACCAAAUGCCACAUGGGCAACUCUGCAGCACCUUUACGCUCAUACUGGCCAAGAAAGAUGUCCUGGUGGCCUAUCAGCUCUCGUGGCCAGGCUUCCAGGAACACUGCCCCUCAGCUCCUGGCUGCCCAUUCCCAGGACAGGAGAGUGACCCAUCCCCGUCACACUGUGCUCCGCUGGGCUUCCACCCUCUCCAGAAGCCCCAGCAUGGUGUGGCGUGGUGUGGCCAGAACAUGCUUUCACACCCACAAUUGCUUGCCUUGGUUUCUUGUGCUGAAUGCCACGGUUCCUGAGGAAGCACCCGGGCCUGGGUCCCCAAAGGACAAGGCCUCCUGGAUGGAAAAUGCAACCCUGGAAUCUCCCAGGCCCCCAUAAUGCCCCCAAGCCAGCCUCCUGUGACUGACAGAGGCCUGUGCUGCACUAAUCUUGGGCUGGAUCUUGUCAUGAUUGACGCCAAUGGUGACAGAGCUGGUUAACCAGGUGCAGGACAAAUGCCUGGACUCGCCCAAAGCACCCGCCUCUGCCUCGCUGUACUUGGCAUCUUGGUUACAUUGUAGUGGUUUUUGUUACAUGAAAAUAUUCUGGAAAUAAACACAUCCUUUCUUCAGCAGA
Messenger RNA from Hipposideros armiger (great roundleaf bat), 2589 nucleotides. RefSeq names its product secretory carrier membrane protein 4 (gene SCAMP4). Gene Ontology annotation, cellular component: trans-Golgi network membrane; recycling endosome membrane. Bases 129 to 821 code for a protein of 230 amino acids. The transcript has 7 exons. Gene Ontology annotation, biological process: protein transport. The record is from RefSeq and is a predicted model, not a curated record. NCBI's taxonomy places the organism in Eukaryota, Metazoa, Chordata, Mammalia, Chiroptera, Hipposideridae.